Lotus japonicus is the source of this 3542-nucleotide messenger RNA. RefSeq names its product probable LRR receptor-like serine/threonine-protein kinase At3g47570. The record is from RefSeq and is a predicted model, not a curated record. Gene Ontology annotation, molecular function: ATP binding; protein binding; protein kinase activity. Gene Ontology annotation, biological process: protein phosphorylation. The coding region runs from base 283 to 3372 and encodes 1029 amino acids. NCBI's taxonomy places the organism in Eukaryota, Viridiplantae, Streptophyta, Magnoliopsida, Fabales, Fabaceae. The transcript has 3 exons.
UGGAUGAUGGCUGUAGCAGCCAAUGCCAUUCCUUUCCAAGUCUCAUUUGCUACCAACAAUGUGGGGAGAGCGUUAGUGAUGCUUUUUAGUCAUGCCACCAUCGAAUGAGAGAAAGAAAGAAAAAGCAUAAACGAUCAGAAUGUUACUUUAAUGUUUGCAGUCUGUUAAUUUUUCUCCUAGUGUCUUCCAUGCAAACCGGGCUUCGAUCCAACAUUAUAUAUACUGAUAUAGAGCUCUCCUAGUUACUCACUCAAAUUCCAAGACCCUACUUCCUCAAUUCAAAUGAAGCUUUUUCCUCUCAUGUUUCCUGCAUCUUUAUUUUGGUUAUACCUUAUUCUCUUUACUUUCAAACACUGCCCAAAAACAACUGCUUCUAUUUCCAGAAACCAAACAGACCAUCUAGCAUUGCUCAAAUUCAAGGAACAAAUCUCUUAUGACCCAUAUGGAAUUCUAGAUUCAUGGAAUCAUUCUACCCACUUUUGCAUGUGGCAUGGAAUUACAUGCAGCUCCAAGCACCGAAGAGUGCACCGAAGAGUAACAGAGUUGAGCUUAACAGGGUAUCAGUUGCAUGGAUCAUUGUCUCCUCAUGUUGGCAAUCUCUCUUUUCUCACAAAACUCUACCUCCAAGAAAACAACUUUCACGGAAAUAUCCCACAAGAAUUGGGUCGGUUGGUACUGUUGCAGGUGCUGUAUCUCACUAAUAACUCCUUUACAGGGGAGAUUCCUACAAACCUAACAACUUGCUUUGAUCUCAAAGGUUUGGGCUUAGGUGGAAAUAAUCUGACUGGCCAGAUACCGAUUGAAAUUGGCUCUCUCCAGAAACUUCAAGUAUUGGAACUUGCGGUAAACAAUUUAACUGGUGAAGUCCUUCCAUUCAUAGGGAAUCUUUCAUUCUUAACUUAUUUCUUGGUGAGAUAUAAUAACUUGGAGGGAAAUAUUCCAGAAGAAAUAUGUCGCCUCAAAAACUUGGCAUAUCUACAAGUGAGUGUGAACAAAUUGUCAGGUACAUUUCCUCCUUGUUUUUACAACAUGUCAUCUCUUAUUCUCUUCUCAGCUGGAGUAAAUGAAUUUGAUGGCUCUCUUCCACCCAACAUGUUUCACACCCUCCCCAAUCUCAAACUUUUUAUCAUUGGCGGGAAUCGAAUCUCAGGUCCAAUCCCCACUUCUCUUUCAAAUGCUUCAAACCUUGAUUACCUUGAAAUUAGUGAAAACAAUUUCAUCGGACAAGUUCCAAGUGUAGAGAAGCUGCAACAUCUUCGGUGGGUACAAAUGUUUUCUAAUCAUCUAGGUAACAAAUCAACUAAUGAUUUGGACUUUCUGAAAUCACUCACGAAUUGUAGUAAGUUGCAACAUCUGGUUAUAGCCGAUAACAAUUUUGGAGGUCCUUUGCCAAAUUCCGUGGGCAAUUUAUCAUCCCAACUCAGUUACCUUGGCCUUGGGUAUAAUUACAUAUCGGGAAAAAUUCCUGUUGAAUUAGGAAAUCUAAUUAACCUAACUCUCUUGGACUUGAAAAGUAACCACUUUGAAGGGACAAUUCCGGUUGCUUUUGGGAAGUUUCAGAAGAUGCAAUUAUUAGAUUUGGGGGGAAAUAAGGUGUCAGGAGAUAUUCCAGCCUCCCUUGGAAACCUAACUCAGUUGUUUCAUUUGGGUUUAGAGGAAAACAACUUAGAAGGAAAUAUUCCUCCAAGUAUUGGAAACUGUCAAAAGUUACAAUUCUUAAACCUUUCAAGAAACAACCUCAAAGGAACCAUACCUGUUGAGGUUUUUAAUCUGUCCUCAUUAACAAAUUUACUAGACUUGUCACACAACUCACUGAGUGGCAGUCUGCCAAAAGAAGUGGGAAGGCUAAAAAAUAUUGAUUGGCUAGAUGUCUCUGAGAAUCAACUAUCAGGCGAUAUUCCAGGAGCCAUUGGAGAAUGCAUGAAGUUGGAGUACCUUUAUUUACAAGGAAAUUCCUUCCAUGGAAUCAUAACAUCAUCUUUGCCUUCACUCAAAGGUCUUAUACGAUUAGAUCUAUCACGAAACCGCUUAUCUGGGUCAAUUCCUAAGGAUCUACAGAAUAUUUCCUAUUUGGAAUACUUCAAUGUUUCCUUCAACAUGUUGGAGGGAGAAGUACCAACAAAAGGUGUCUUUCAAAAUGUCAGUGCAUUAGCGAUGACGGGAAACAAAAAACUUUGUGGGGGUAUUCCAGAGCUGCAUUUACUGCCAUGUCCCGUCAAAAGUAUGAAGCAUGUAAAACACCAUAGUUUCAAGUGGAUAGCAGUGGUAGUUAGUCUGGUUGUCUUUCUUCUCAUGUUGUCAUUUGUUCUAACCAUCUACUGGAUGAGGAAAAGAAACAAGAAACAGUCUUCUGAUACACCAACAAUUGACCAACUGGCUAAGAUUUCAUACCACGACCUACAUCAUGGAACCGGUGGAUUCUCAGCUGGAAACUUGAUAGGAUCAGGAAGUUUUGGUUCUGUGUACAAAGGAAAUAUUGUGUCAGCAGAUAAAGAUGUUGCCAUAAAGGUCUUGAACCUUCAAAAGAAGGGAGCUCACAAGAGUUUCAUUGUUGAAUGUAAUGCACUCAAAAAUAUCAGACAUCGGAAUCUGGUUAAGAUCUUAACAUGCUGUUCCAGCACAGACAACAGAGGUCAAGAUUUUAAAGCUUUAGUUUUUGAGUACAUGAAAAAUGGAAGCUUAGAACAAUGGCUGCAUCCAGGGAAUGGAAGUGAAGAGCUUCGUGAACCACUUGACCUUGAACAAAGAUUAAGUAUCAUUGUUGAUGUUGCUUCUGCAUUACAUUAUCUGCAUCAAGAAUGUGAGCAAGUGGUCCUUCAUUGUGAUAUAAAGCCAAGCAAUGUCCUUCUUGACGAAGACAUGGUCGCUCAUGUGAGUGAUUUUGGCAUAGCAAGACUUGUCUCAACUAUUGAUGGUUCAUCUGACCAGCAAAGUAGUACGAUCGGAAUAAAAGGGACUCUUGGCUAUGCUGCUCCUGAGUAUGGAGUGCUUUCUGAAGUGUCCACAUGUGGCGACAUAUAUAGCUUCGGGAUCCUUGUAUUGGAAAUGCUUACUGGAAGAAGACCUACAGAUGAAUUGUUUGAAGAUGGCCAAAAUCUGCAUAAGUUUGUGGAAAUUUCAUUUCCUGAUAAUCUUUUACACAUUUUGGACCCACGUCUUGUAUCAAGACUUGAAGAAGCAAUAGAAAGAAAAAACAGAGGGAAUCAUACUCCAAAUUCUGAGAAGUGCUUAAUAUCACUUUUUAGGAUUGGACUUGCUUGUUCAAUGGAAUCACCAAGAGAAAGGAUGAAGAUAGUGGAUGUCAUUAGAGAGCUAAACAUAAUCAAAAAGCUAUUUCUUGUUGGUGUUCCUGCUCGUGUCUAUGCAGCAUAGUGCCCUGCAAUUUGAGCUCAACCAUCUUUGUGGAUUUGUUCAAUAAAUUUCCUCCGGUUCUAGCCAUUUGCAUUUAUGAGUUCAUCUUUCAUGUAACAUCUAUUAAUAGUCAAUGAAUGUAAUACUAUAUCUAAGUGAUGGACUUAUAAUACUUUCCAUACUUAUGUCCA